Chaetomium globosum CBS 148.51 is the source of this 993-nucleotide messenger RNA. RefSeq lists its product as uncharacterized. Bases 1 to 993 code for a protein of 330 amino acids. Gene Ontology annotation, biological process: lipid biosynthetic process. Lineage: Eukaryota; Fungi; Ascomycota; Sordariomycetes; Sordariales; Chaetomiaceae. Gene Ontology annotation, molecular function: oxidoreductase activity; iron ion binding. The record is from RefSeq and is a predicted model, not a curated record. The transcript is spliced from 3 exons.
AUGGACGUCGCCCUCGAGAUACUCGACCCGUUGGUCUUUGACAAGGCCUACGCCUACUUCAACCCUGCCAAGAUAGCGCCGCUCAAUGGUUCGGCGCACUCGGCAUCAAUAGGAUACGGCGACUUCGCCUCGGGAUUGUCCGAUGCAUCCGCCAGUCAUGGCUCUGCAUGGGCGCGCGACAACAUUGUGCGCCAAUGCAUCUCUAUCCUAAUCAUCACCCAGAUCGGCGCGACGUCUCUGUACUGGAUUUUCAGCGCGCUAUCCUACUAUUUCAUUUUCGACCGCCGGCUAGAAUACCACCCGCGCUUCCUCAAAAACCAGAUCCGCCAGGAGAUCAUCUCAUCCAUGAACGCGGUGCCUUUCAUCAACAUCUUGACGCUUCCAUUCUUUCUGGCUGAGGUGCGCGGCAAGAGCAUGCUAUACACCGAUGUGAGCGAUUUUGGCUGGUCAUGGCUGCUCAUCUCCACCGUGCUGUUCAUGGUCUGGAACGACUUCAUGAUCUACUGGAUUCACCGGCUUGAGCACCACCCCAGCAUUUACAAGUACAUCCACAAGCCUCACCACAAGUGGAUUGUACCAACACCAUGGGCCGCCCUCGCCUUCCACCCGCUAGACGGCUACGUCCAGUCCCUGCCGUACCACGUCUUCGUCUUCAUCUGUCCCGUGCAAAAGUAUCUCUACUUCUUUCUGUUCGGGCUCGUGCAGAUCUGGACGAUCCUGAUCCACGACGGCGACAUGAUCUCGGGCCACUGGCUCGAGAAGUUCAUCAACAGCCCGGCCCACCACACCCUGCACCACAUGUACUUCACCGUCAACUACGGCCAGUACUUCACCUGGGCUGACAGCUACUUCGACUCCCACCGGGCACCCCAGCCCGAGCUCGACCCCCUGCACGACGCCCUGCGCGUCAUGCGCGAGAAGGGCCUCGUCGACGAGAAGGGCGAGCCCAUUCCCCAGCCGAAGAAGGGGAAGAAGGGCGCGAAGAGUGAAUGA